UAAGUUGGCAGCCCCAACAGCUGUUUCUGGUUCGACUACAAAAAUAAAUUGUUGAAAAUUUUAGCAUUUGCUGUUUAAAAACGCUAUUUUAAAAUGGCCAAGAUUAUUAAGGCGUCCACGGGCCUGACCGGAUUGGCCGUGUCCACCAAUCCUCACCAUACGCUGAGUGCUCUGUAUGGAAAGAUCCUGCGGGCGGUGUCCAAGAUGCCACAGGAAGCCAGCUACAGGAAGUACACUGAGCAGUUGGUCAAGCAACGCGCCGAUGCGGUGGCUAAGAACAAGGACAUUGCUGGCCUGGAGAAAGCCGUGGGCUGUGGCCAGGUUGAGGAACUAAUUGUCCAGGCUGAAAACGAAUUGGUUUUGGCCCGCAAAAUGCUUGGCUGGAAGCCCUGGGAGAAACUGGUCCAAACGGCACCUGCCAAGCAAUGGGACUGGCCCCCGGCACAGAUCCUUGAGCCCAAGGUUUAAGAGAUCUACAGUCCUAGUCCCCACUUAGUACUAAUUAAUCUACGGCAAAUGGAAAAGAGAGAAGAGAGAGAGAGAGCAAUAAAUCCGUUGAUAAGCCAGCUGCAAAAUCAACAACAAAAUUA
Molecule: messenger RNA, 590 nt
Organism: Drosophila serrata
Lineage: Eukaryota; Metazoa; Arthropoda; Insecta; Diptera; Drosophilidae
Gene: ND-13B
Product: NADH dehydrogenase (ubiquinone) subunit ND-13B
Biological process (GO): respiratory electron transport chain
Cellular component (GO): respiratory chain complex I
Source: RefSeq, a predicted model, not a curated record